CAUUGGUGUUCAACAGGAGUUUCCUUCUUCUUCUUCCUUUUUUUUUUUUUUUUUGCUGGUUCUGGGGCUCAAAUUUUAGCGGGAAACUUGUUCUAAGGACACUUGCUUAAAGACUCCAUUUUGACUUCAACUUGUACCAAAGCUGCCUCCAUUUUCGAUUCAAGAAGCAUGGAAUCUCAGUUCGUAUCUUCAAGAAGGAUGGAUAUCUAUGAUCCUAUCCAACAGAUUGGCAUGUGGGGAGAAAAUUUUGAUGCGGAAAGCAAUCUGCAUGCAUCUGUAUCAAUGUUUGUCGAAAUGGAUAACAAGAUACCGAACACGUCUGAAACUACUUCACAUGAAAUGCUUGCACCUUCUAUCAAGUAUGAUCAAGAAGCCACUAAACCUGUUGAGAAGAUACAAAGACGGCUUGCGCAAAACCGUGAGGCUGCUCGUAAAAGCCGAUUGCGGAAAAAGGCUUAUGUUCAACAGUUAGAAAAUAGUCGUUUAAAGCUGAUUCAAUUGGAGCAAGAGCUUGCACAAACGAAGCAACAGGGUGUUUAUAUGGGUGGUGGGUUAGUAGGUGGUCAUCUUGGAUUCUCUGCACCAUCAAACUCAGGGAUUGUUGAAUUUGAUACAGAAUACGGACAUUGGAUGGACGAACAAAGCAAACAAAUAUGUGCUCUGAGGACUGCUUUGAAUGCCCAUAUAAGUGAUGCAGAUCUUCGAAUGCUUGUGGAAACCGGCAUGAAUCAUUAUUCUAAACUUUUUCGCAUUAAAUCAACUGCUGCAAAGGCUGAUGUUUUCUAUGUCAUGUCUGGCAUGUGGAAAACAUCGGCUGAGCAAUUUUUCUCGUGGAUUGGAGGGUUUCGCCCUUCAGAACUUCUUAAGGUGCUCUUGCCUCAGCUGGAUUCCUUGACAGAACAACAAUUCUUUGAGGUCUGUAACUUGAAACAAUCAUGUCAGCAAGCUGAAGAUGCGCUUUCACUAGGCAUGGAGAAACUGCGGGAAAUCGUGUCGGUGACUGUGGCGGAUGGUCAGCUGGGAGAAGGUAGUUACAGUUCUCAGGUGAAUAGUGCAAUUGAGAAGGUAGAAGCUCUAGUCGGCUUUGUGAACCAGGCAGACCACAUUCGGCAGGAAACGCUGCAGCAGAUGUCUCGAAUCCUAACAAUUCGCCAGACAGCACGAGGCUUACUUGCUUUGGGCGAAUACUUUGAACGUCUUCGAGCUUUGAGCACACUAUGGUCUACUAGCCCUCGUUAACCUGCAUAGCUUCAAACAGUUGAGGAUCCUGCAUACAGGAUGUUUGAUAUCGCUGCAACAACCGUGUUCCUUCAAACGAAGGCGUCUCUUGGCAAAUGUCGUUAUGAACAUAAUUGCCUACAUUUUUUUUUGAAGCAGAACAGAGAUCUGAGAUGUUGUACAUAUGAGUAGUUUAUUUAACAUAGGGGAAAGUGCUUAUUUAAUCAAUUUUCACUGAUGUGUAGUGCAUUACAUGUACUC
Hibiscus syriacus is the source of this 1479-nucleotide messenger RNA. Its product is annotated as transcription factor TGA1-like. Gene Ontology annotation, biological process: DNA-templated transcription; regulation of DNA-templated transcription. Gene Ontology annotation, molecular function: DNA-binding transcription factor activity; sequence-specific DNA binding. The record is from RefSeq and is a predicted model, not a curated record. NCBI's taxonomy places the organism in Eukaryota, Viridiplantae, Streptophyta, Magnoliopsida, Malvales, Malvaceae. The transcript has 9 exons. Bases 169 to 1239 code for a protein of 356 amino acids.